AGAACACACACUGGAGAGAAGCCUUACAAAUGUAAUCAAUGUGGUAAAGCCUUUGCAAAAAGCAGUCAUCUCACGCGGCAUAAAAGAACACAUACUGGAGAGAAACCUUAUGAAUGUAACCAGUGUGGUAAAGCCUUUGCACAAAACAGUCAUCUCAUAAGCCAUAAAAGAACACACACUGGAGAGAAACCUUAUGAAUGUAAUGAGUGUGGUAAAGCCUUUCCACGAAACAGUCAUCUCAUAAGCCAUAAAAGAACACAUACUGGAGAGAAACCUUAUGAAUGUAAUGAGUGUGGUAAAGCCUUUGCAGAAAACAGUAAUCUCUUAAGCCAUAAAAGAACACACAUUGGAGAGAAACCUUAUGAAUGUAACCAGUGUGGUAAAGCCUUUGCACAAAACAGUCAUCUCAUAAGCCAUAAAAGAACACACACUGGAGAGAAACCUUAUGAAUGUAAUGAGUGUGGCAAAGCCUUUGCAGUAAACAGUCAUCUCAUAAGCCAUAAAAGAACACACACUGGAUAG
Messenger RNA from Meriones unguiculatus (Mongolian gerbil), 522 nucleotides. RefSeq names its product zinc finger protein 436-like. Gene Ontology annotation, molecular function: DNA-binding transcription factor activity, RNA polymerase II-specific; RNA polymerase II cis-regulatory region sequence-specific DNA binding. The transcript has a single exon. The record is from RefSeq and is a predicted model, not a curated record. Gene Ontology annotation, biological process: regulation of transcription by RNA polymerase II; central nervous system development. Gene Ontology annotation, cellular component: nucleus. NCBI's taxonomy places the organism in Eukaryota, Metazoa, Chordata, Mammalia, Rodentia, Muridae. The annotation marks the transcript as partial.